AUGCCACCGGCAGCGGCCUGCCCCGCCGAGGAGCCGGCCCGGUGGAGCUCCCUGGAGGAAGAGGUAGAGAGGCCUCCCUCUCCCAGCGUGGCCUCGGCUCCGUUCGCCUUGCUGGGCCUGGCUUCUCCUCGGUUUACCUGGAAGUCCUUGGAUAACAGCCUUUGUGCAGGGAGCAAGCCUGUGAAACGCAAGACCAACAACAAAAUCCUGGCAACAUCUGGUGGAACUGGCCGCUCUCCCCUCAGCAUCCUACAAGAUGAUAAUUCCCCCAGUGCUCCUGCCCCUCGCCAGGGUAAGAGGCAUGUGUUGGGAGAGAACCUUGGGGAGAAGAAGGAAGUGACAGCGGAUCUGAGCUGGAGCCUCAAAUCUGGGAACUAUGCUUGGAGUGACUUGAAUAAAGAGAACCAACAGUGUCCUUUUGUGGAGAACUAG
This is a messenger RNA of Mesitornis unicolor (brown roatelo), 432 nucleotides long. It is a transcript of the gene CDCA3, whose product is annotated as cell division cycle associated 3. The transcript is spliced from 4 exons. Bases 1 to 432 code for a protein of 143 amino acids. NCBI's taxonomy places the organism in Eukaryota, Metazoa, Chordata, Aves, Mesitornithiformes, Mesitornithidae. The record is from RefSeq and is a predicted model, not a curated record.